CUGCAAAUAGAUAAACGCGCAGCAAGAAGAGGCCACAACACAACGGAAGUGUUUCCAGGGGACAGCUAAAAGUGAUGCACACUGCUGCCACAAAAACGUCCAAUACACCAUAGAAAUUCGGUUCCACACAGGGUUCGGCCACCCGCGGCUCUUCAGCCCCUCUGCAGUGACUGUACAGUUCAAUGUUGUGCAUAUGUUUAGCGAACGCUGAACUUAACGAAUCAGUUUUCAUAUUAUUAACGUGAACGUAACGAUGAACAUGAGUGAACAUCACGUACAUUUUUUAAAUUAUCAUCGUAUCAGGCCAUCAUGAAAUACCAGGAGCGUGUGUGUGUGUGUGUGUGUGUGUGUGUGUGUGUGUCCUUGCUUGGUAUCUUUGGGUGUGUUUCUUGAACAGACUGGUUUGUCCUGAUUCCUGUGACCUCAGUGUUUCCUCUCAGGCUGAAGAUGAGUGGUUAUGAGGAGAAAGAGGAGGACAGAGCAGAGAGAGAGAGAGAGAGAGACAGACAGAGAGAGAGAUAAGUCCGGUGUGUUUCCUCCUCUGACCUGUUCUCACUUUACACUUUAUCAAUAACAGAGUUAUUAGGACACUUUGAUCGAGUUGAUCGAUCUCCAGUACCUGCAGAGAGGGGGAGGAGCCAGUGAAAGUGUUCAGACUGGUUCUAACUUCAAGGAGCAGACGGAGGAGACGUGAAGUCUGAAGCUGACUGGUUUGUCCUGAUUCCUGUGACCUCAGUGUUUCCUCUCAGGCUGAAGAUGAGUGGUUAUGAGGAGGAAGAGGAGGACAGAGCAGAGAGAGAGAGAGAGAGAGACAGACAGAGAGAGAGAUAAGUCCGGUGUGUUUCCUCCUCUGACCUGUUCUCACUUUACACUUUAUCAAUAACAGAGUUAUUAGGACACUUUGAUCGAGUUGAUCGAUCUCCAGUACCUGCAGAGAGGGGGAGGAGCCAGUGAAAGUGAAAGUGUUCAGACUGGUUCUAACUUCAAGGAGCAGACGGAGGAGACGUGAAGUCUGAAGCUGACUGGUUUGUCCUGAUUCCUGUGACCUCAGUGUUUCCUCUCAGGCUGAAGAUGAGUGGUUAUGAGGAGGAAGAGGAGGACAGAGCAGAGAGAGAGAGAGAGAGAGACAGACAGAGAGAGAGAUAAGUCCGGUGUGUUUCCUCCUCUGACCUGUUCUCACUUUACACUUUAUCAAUAACAGAGUUAUUAGGACACUUUGAUCGAGUUGAUCGAUCUCCAGUACCUGCAGAGAGGGGGAGGAGCCAGUGAAAGUGAAAGUGUUCAGACUGGUUCUAACUUCAAGGAGCAGACGGAGGAGACGUGAAGUCUGAGGCUGAGUUAUUAGGACACUUUGAUCGAGUUGAUCGAUCUCCAGUACCUGCAGAGAGGGGGAGGAGCCAGUGAAAGUGAAAGUGUUCAGACUGGUUCUAACUUCAAGGAGCAGACGGAGGAGACGUGAAGUCUGAAGCUGUCUGAAGAUGAGUGGUUAUGAGGCGGACGAGGACAGAGCAAAGUCUCCAGUGUCCAUCUUUUGUUCUCUGAAGAGUGACUGGUCCAUGGGACAUCCUCUAAACUUCAGUAAAGAACCUGGACCCUCACACACAAAGGAGAGGAGGAGGAGUCAUGUUUCUGAGGAGGAGCAGUCGUCCUGCUGUGCUUCGUGUCAGGACGUCCUGAAGGAUCUAGUCUCCACCAGUUGUGGACACUGGUUCUGCAGACAGUGCAUCACCUCAUACUGGGACCAGUCUGGUUCUUCUGGAGACUCCUUGUGUCCCCAGUGUGGACAAAGAUCCAGAACAGGAGCUGGAGGUCAGACAGCCGAUCGUGGUCUGCAGGAGGUUUCAGAUGAACAUAAGCUCAGUGUGAGGAGGAGAUGUGAACAUGUGACUGAAGGAAGUGAUGAAACAGGAAGUAGAACCCUCCUCAACAGGAUCUACACUGAGCUCCAGAUCACAGAGGGACAGAGUGAAGAGGUUAAUACUCAACAUGAGGUGAGGCAGCUUGAGACGGCUUCCAAGAUGAAGAUCCUCCACGACACUCCCAUCAAGGUCCACGACAUCUUUAAAGCCUCCACUGACCAGCAGAGCAGCAUCAGAGUCGUCCUGACCAACGGAGUCGCUGGAGUUGGAAAAACCUUCUCGGUGCAGAAGUUCACUCUGGACUGGGCAGAGGGUUUAGAGAACCAGGAUGUGGGUCUGCUGGCUGUGCUUUCGUUCAGGGAGCUGAACCUGGUGAAGGACCAGCAGCACAGUCUUCUCACGCUGCUCCAUGUUUUCCAUCCAGCGUUACAGAAGCUCACUGCAGAGACGCUCGCUGUCUGUAAACCUUUGUUCAUCUUUGACGGCCUGGAUGAAAGCAGACCUUCUCUGGACUUCAACCACAGGGAGCUUGUGUCUGAGGUCACACAGAGGUCAUCAGUCAACGUGCUGCUGACAAACCUCAUCCGGGGGAAUCUGCUUCCCUCGGCUCUCGUCUGGAUAACCUCCAGACCUGCGGCGGCCAAUCAGAUCCCUCCUGCAUGUGUUGACAGGGUCACAGAAGUACGAGGCUUCACUGAGGCCCAGAAGGAGGAGUACUUCAGGAGGAGGUUCAGUGAUGAAGAGCUGUGCAGCAGAAUCAUCUCACACAUCAAGACGUCCAGGAGCCUCCACAUCAUGUGUCAAAUCCCAGUCUUCUGCUGGAUCAGUGCUACAGUUCUGGAGCACAUGUUGACCACAGACCAGAGAGGAGAGCUGCCCAAGACCCUGACUGACCUGUACUCACACUUCCUGCUGGUUCAGACAAAGAGGAAGAACAACAAGUACGGUGAGGAACAUGAGACGAGUCCACAGCAGCUGACGGAGGCUGACAGGGACGUUCUCCUGAAGCUGGGGAGGCUGGCACUUAAACAUCUGGAGGAAGGAAACAUCAUGUUCUACCAAGAAGACCUGGAGCGGUGUGGUCUUAAUGUCACAGAGGCCUCGGUGUACUCAGGAGUUUGUACUGAGAUCUUCAGAAGAGAGUGUGAGAUCUUCCAGAAAUCAGUCUACUGCUUUGUUCAUUUGAGCGUUCAGGAGUUUCUGGCUGCAGUCUACAUGUUCCACUGUUACACACACACAGAACAACUCAACAACUUCUUGAGAACAUAUGGGGACACAGACAGAACCUUCUACCUGGAUGACCUCCUGAAGAGAACCAUGGAGAAAUCCCUCACCAGUACAAAUGGUCAUCUGGACCUGUUUGUUCGCUUCCUUCACGGCCUCAGUCUGGAGUCCAACCAGAGAGUCUUAGGAGGCCUGCUGGGUCGGACAGGGAACAAUCCAGAGAUCAUCCAGAGAGUCAUCAACAACCUGAAGGCGAUGAAGAGUGGUAACAUUUCUCCUGACAGAAGCAUCAACAUCUUCCACUGUCUGACUGAGAUGAACGACCACUCAGUUCAUCAGCAGAUGAAACAGUUCCUGACGUCAGAGAACAGAUCAGAGGAGAAACUCUCUGAGAUCCACUGCUCAGCUCUGGCCUACAUGCUGCAGAUGUCAGAGGAGGUUCUGGAUGAGUUGGACCUGAAGAAGUUCAACACAUCAGACCAGGGUCGAUGGAGACUGAUCCCAGCUGUGAGGAACUGCAGGAAGGCUCGACUCCGUGGUUGUGAACUCUCAGAGACUCACUGUGAAUUCGUGGCCUCAGCUCUGAAGUCAGACCCCUCACAUCUGAGAGAACUGGAUCUGAGUGGAAACAAGCUGCUGGACUCAGGAGUGAAGCUGCUGUGUUCUGGACUGGAGAGUCCAAACUGUCGACUGGAGACUCUGAGGUUGAGGAGCUGCAGUCUGUCAGAGAUCAGCUGUUCUUCUCUGGCUUCAGCUCUGAGGUCAAACCCCUCUCAUCUGAGAGAACUGGAUCUGGUUAAUAACAACCUGCAGGACUCAGGAGUGAAGGAGCUGUGUGGUUUUCUACAGAGUCCAACCUGUCGACUGGAGACUCUGAGGUUGAUGAACUGCAGUCUGUCAGAGAUCAGCUGUUCUUCUCUGGCUUCAGCUCUGAGGUCAAACCCCUCUCAUCUGAGAAAACUGGAUCUGAGGUUCAACAACCUGAAGAACUCAGGAGUGAAGGAGCUGUUUGAUCUAAAGAAGAGUCCAACCUGUCGACUGGAGGAUCUGAGGUCAGUAGAUGGUUGGAGUCAGUCCACGCUGCUUUCAUCAGUAUUUUACUAAACAAACUUUCAGGUUCAGUUGAGCUGAUCUCAGAAAGAUCUCCUGGACAUGUUGAAGUGUCUUCAGGCCUCAGUGUUUCCUCAGUGAAGCUGUGAGAGGACAAUGAGGACAGACGUCAGGAUUGGACAGAGACACAGAGAGACAACAGUCGGCCAAUCAGACGAGCCACAAGCUGCUUGGGAUCAUGUGAUUGAGUUGACGUGAAGACGACAGUUGUUGUUGUUUUCAUGUGAACAGGAAGUGAAGCUGGACCACAGCUGACAGCCUCACACGAGGGACAGAGACGGUGUCGUCUUCAUCUGAUCUGAGACAGUUUGUCCUCUCACUUCAUCAGUGAAGAACUGAUCAGGUGGAUCUUUGUCACAGCUCUGAGAUCAGUGGGACUGAAGCCUCUCCUCAUCACAUGGUAACCAGGAGCUCUUUAUACAGAGCAGAACCUCUGCUGAGGUCCAUCUGUCUCCUCUGGUCCCAGUUUGUCAGAAGCAGAUGUUCAUCAACACACAGUGAAACAUGGCUUCACCUGUAACAGCAGUAAAUCCACCUCUCAGGUGUCCACUCUGCACUUUGACAUGCAGAGGACACACACUGAGCUCUUAGCAUGUUCAUUCCAACACGUGAACAUGAAGCAGAGAGGAAGCUGCUCCACCUCUGAACAGGACUGAAGUCCCUGCUGCUCUUUCUACUGGAUGAGCUGCAUCACUGACUCACAGCUGAUGAAGUGAGUCUCUGUAACACUGAUGUCUUCUUCUCUCAACAGGUGGAGCUGGUU
This is a messenger RNA of Pleuronectes platessa (European plaice), 4956 nucleotides long. Its product is annotated as NACHT, LRR and PYD domains-containing protein 12. The record is from RefSeq and is a predicted model, not a curated record. The transcript is spliced from 10 exons. Lineage: Eukaryota; Metazoa; Chordata; Actinopteri; Pleuronectiformes; Pleuronectidae. Gene Ontology annotation, molecular function: protein binding; metal ion binding. Bases 1479 to 4187 code for a protein of 902 amino acids.